AUGGUCGACGUCCCCUCACCUGUCACAUCAGGCUCCCUUGCUUGUAAGUUGCCAACGUCAACCUAUGAUGUCUAUGGUCUACCUGCUAAUGUGUACAUUCCCUCUCUAGACUACUUCACCCCUCAUGUUGCCAACAUGUCGCUAACUGCUUGCUGUCAUGUCACCUCCACCACCAGUCAACGAAGGGGGCACAUGGGAGAGAGUAUCAUGAUAGCAGGGAAGGGAGCCAUUGGGGGGUUCGAUUUUGAGCUGGUGGCCAGCAUUCGUCACACUAGUGACAAUGUGGGAAAAUAUAGUGGACAGGCCGCGUGCUCUAGGUUGCUUCCACAUCUGGCCCAAAUAGUGGUGUACAAAAGCCUUUUGACUCAAGUUAUUGUCGCAAUGGACUCCUCUGAGGAUGACGUGGAUCCGAUGUCCGAUCUGGGAUCACGUAAUUCUUCUGUUGUCCAGAUCUCAAGUGCAUCCUCUCUGAAUGCGAGCGUGGUAGCUCUCCCUAUGGUCUUUUUUGACGUCGAGCGUUCAUUUGCUGCAUGGUCAUCCCCCUACCUUGUUUCGUAUCCCCUCCUCUGCCUAAGCUCCGACGGAGCUCAGGUGCAGGUCAUUGCACAUCGUGUUUUCGUCCGCUUCCGCAGGACAUGUUGGAAUUUCGGGAGCUUUACGAGCAUGCGCAAUGCGCCCCAUCUUCAGAUUUCAGGUGGAUUUCAGGACAGAUAUCAUGGGCCCCACGGCACUCUUAUGAAUUGGAAUCAUGCAUGA
Laccaria bicolor S238N-H82 is the source of this 756-nucleotide messenger RNA. RefSeq lists its product as uncharacterized. The coding region runs from base 1 to 756 and encodes 251 amino acids. The transcript has 6 exons. Lineage: Eukaryota; Fungi; Basidiomycota; Agaricomycetes; Agaricales; Hydnangiaceae. The record is from RefSeq and is a predicted model, not a curated record.